Molecule: messenger RNA, 3131 nt
Organism: Siniperca chuatsi (mandarin fish)
Lineage: Eukaryota; Metazoa; Chordata; Actinopteri; Centrarchiformes; Sinipercidae
Gene: b3gnt7
Product: UDP-GlcNAc:betaGal beta-1,3-N-acetylglucosaminyltransferase 7
Exons: 3
Coding region: 551-1798 (415 amino acids)
Cellular component (GO): membrane
Molecular function (GO): hexosyltransferase activity
Source: RefSeq, a predicted model, not a curated record
GAGCACAGCGCACAUCUGCACUACCAGGCAAAGAAACCUUCAAACUCUGCUGGUUUCUCACGACAGAUUUGCAACAAGACUGCUUCGAUGGAAAUUAGUAUUUUAUCAUUUUGUACAAAAGCCGAAUAGACAUAAAUCCAAACCAUUCCACUUUUCUUGGCUCAGUUAUCGGUUUAUUGUCUCUAAGGAACAAUCGCAGAUCGUCUAAAGCACAAGAGAAAAUCUCGUUUCAGGAAAAACAAGAACAAGGAGUAAAGAAGCAUGUGAGAAUUCUGAUUUUCAGCCCAAAUUUCAAGGUGAUGCUGUGGACCUGUGUAGGUAUUUUAAUAACAGGAGGUUAAAAAUUAAUUUGUUUCAAACAAAACUCACAAGUGAAUUUUCAUUAUCAACAAGUGUAACUGUCGCUGAAAGACUUUCGUUAAGAUUACUUUUUUUUAACCUAGGAUUUACCUUGUUUGUGGUUAUUUGGGGGGAAAACUCUCCUUCAAAGGUAGAGAGGCCCACAUGGGAGCGUGUCUGUGGUCAUGAAUGUCAGGAGCCCUGACAUGACAUGUUGGAAAUGAUGAACAACAGAGAUCGCUGGAAGGUGUGCAAGAGGGUGAGUGUCAUGUUUUUCCUGGCUGUGGUGGCGCUGACUGUUGUCCAGAGAGGGAGCAUCAAUAUGGGGGUUCCCUUCGAACUUGAGAAGCAGACUUGCAUGGAUGCUUUUGAGGGAGCGGAGCCUGGAGCUGCUCUGGAAGAGAAAACUGACUUGUACCUGGGGCUUAAAGGCUUCUGGAAGGUUAGUAAAGCUCCGGCUACCACACAGGAGCCCAGAAUUACUGAGGACAGCAACCCCAGAACCUGGGAUGUAACUAGCUCCAACUGUAGUGCCAACUUCAACCUCUCAAGUCAGGACUGGUUCAGGGGCCUUGAGGAAAAUUUCAAGCAGUUCAUGCUUUAUCGACACUGCCGUUACUUUGCCAUGCUCCUCAACCACCCAGAGAAGUGCACGGGGGACAUAUAUUUGCUCAUGGUAAUAAAAUCUGUGGCAACCCAGCAUGACCGCAGGGAGGUCAUCCGAAAAACCUGGGGCAAAGAGCAGGUGGUUGAUGGCAAGAGGAUAAAGACCCUCUUCCUUCUUGGUAAACCCAACAAUGAGGCAGAGAGAGCGAACCAUCAGAAGCUAGUGGAGUACGAGGACUACAUCUACCAGGAUAUCCUCCAGUGGGACUUUCUGGAUAGCUUUUUCAACCUCACGCUUAAGGAGACUCACUUCCUCAAGUGGUUCCACACUUACUGCCCCAGUGUACGCUAUGUCUUCAAGGGGGACGAUGACGUCUUUGUCAGCGUGGAGAACAUCUUUGAGUUUCUGGAAAGCAACAACCAUGCAAAGAACCUGUUUGUGGGGGAUGUGAUUUUCAAGGCUAAGCCCAUUCGUAAAAAGGAAAACAAAUACUACAUCCCCCAGGCUCUGUAUGAUAAGACACACUACCCUCCAUAUGCAGGUGGAGGGGGUUUUCUGAUGGAUGGGACCCUGGCGGGGAGGCUUCACUGGGUGGCAGACACGCUGGAGCUCUACCCCAUCGAUGAUGUCUUCUUGGGCAUGUGUCUGGAGGUACUUCAGGUCACUCCUAUAAAACACAAUGCCUUCAAGACGUUUGGCUUGGUGAAAAAUAAGAGCAGUAAGUUGAACAGAGAACCCUGUUUCUUUAAGAGCAUGAUUGUGGUGCACAAGCUUCUCCCGUCAGACCUCAUGCACAUGUGGAAACUGGUCAACAGUGACCUGGUCUGCUCGCAGAAAGUGGAGAUCCUAUAGCUUGAUGGGAACACCAGGUAAGGACAGCACCAACAAGCUGAGCUGCACCUCGGUGGAUACUAGUAUGUUGCAUGAGAGGCAAACUUCCCAGGAAACUCCUUUAUGUGGAGAGGGACCGUGGACAAUAUUUGAAUUUGCUGUUUCUAUCCAGUAAUGCAGUUUUAAAGUAAAUUAUACAGAGUUUUUAAAGGUUGACUUAGAAUUACGUAUUUAUAUUGGCAUUUUGAAGGACUCACACUGUCAGCAUGCAGAUUCAGAGACAAAGGCUGAGCUGCUAAACCAAUGGGCACAGUGAGGAGGACAAUGCCUCGCUCUACAAUUAGGCUUUUUAUUCUGUUGCAUAGUAUUCUGUUGUGGGCCCUAUCACAACAUUUUUGAUGGGUCUCCACCCUAUUAUACACCCUCAACCCAUUGGCCAGGAGCCUUGUGGCAGUGAGCUGUCACCAAAUCACCAAUGAUAGCGAACUCAUUAAUGUGAAUAGGCUUAAAAAAAUUUGGGUAAAUUUAUUGCAACAAGUGGUAAACAAAAACAUGAAUAUGUUUAAUUUGCGAUAGCAUAUUGUGCUUUCAUAUAGGUCAGAGGGAAAUAAUGUUUUGUUUAGUUUGAUCUUGAAAACAUAAGGGCAAUUCGUAUUAUUGGGUUUGAAAGCCAUUACACAUGCUGCGCAUCCUGUAGUUAUGUUAGCAUUCUGGGUUUGUACUAAGUGUUGCACAUUGCCUUCACUUGGACCAGUAUGGCAUGCUGCAGUGGCUUCAAAUGGCUUCAAGUAAGAGAAAGAAACAACUCUCUCUACCUCAGUCAAAAAACAAAAUUUCAUCAUUGGUCUUUCUACUGCAAGUAUAACCAUGAUACCAUUAUCUUCAUAUGCAGUACGCGUUCCUAAAGUAAGAUUUUAAACACUUUUUGUAUUGUAGAGGUCCUUGCACUCAUUUUUUUUUGGAAUGUGAUUGAAAUGCGGACGUUUACAACUCCUAUACUACUGGAAACUUUAAAGAAAUGUCUAAACUUGUUAUGUGUAUGCUGUCUGUGGAUUUGAAUGUGCUGAUAUACUUGAUAUGAAUUUGGUAGAGGGUUUAUGACACUGUGAACUAAAACUAUUGCCGGUACGAGUAUCUGACAUGUUAAUUUUAUCAUCCCCCAAUAAAAAGGGGCAAAUGCGGGGUUCUGCUAUUUAAUUUAAAGCAUCAGAUGAGGAUAUUAAUGGAAUGUUCAAUGAUUAUAACGCUGAAUGUUGUAGGUGUAGUGGGUGAUGAUUAUGUCUAGGUGAUGUAAAUAUAUGUAAAAAUCCAAAUGUACAUAGAAUGUCACUUGUAAAUAAACAUCUUGUCUUUG